ACCCUGUUGUCAUCACUUGCGCCAAAUAACACACAAAAAACGAGAAGUUAUCCGAACGAUGUGACUUGUGAGACAUGUGAAAAUACAGCAACAAGCAGAACCAAGCUGAAGCUUAUAAUGUAAGAAGAUGGCUUCCCAAAAUUGAUACUCCACUUGCUUCUUUUGUACCUUGAUCCGUUGUGCAUGUCAUAUCGACUUCAAUUUGUUUUUUCAGUGGCCAAGAUCUAUGUUCAAUGAUGAUGAACCUUUGGCCUUCAAGAGAAUGCAUGAAUUUUCCGCAGUGGAUGGCUUUGCAGAGAUAACUGAAUCCUUGGCAGAGAUGAUAAAGUUCAUUGCAAAUGAACCCUCCGUGGGGCUUUUCUACAUUCAACAACAUACUCAUAGUGCGCCCAAUCUUACCAAUCUCAAGAAUGAUAUUGAGGAAAAAUCUGGUGAAGUGACUUUGCAUGCAGAAGAUUCAGAGGAUUCUGUCACCGUGAUCAGGUCAAUGAAAGAUAUCGGCGCCCCAAUUGCUAAUGAGAUGAUUAAAGAUCUGAGACAUUCUCUAGCGGUCGUGUUGAAGAAGCAACCGAAAAAAGGAUUACUAAGGCACCCUGGUUCGACUUUUCAGAUAGGGAGAACUAGUUCUUGGAGUCCUGCCACUCGGGGUCGCAGUACAGGUCCAGAACGGGACCGGGAGAUGGCUAGUGGUUAUCUCUCAACCGUUUUCAGGUCAGCAAAAGAGAAAGCUAAUGCAUUAUCAGCUGCAGAGGCGGGUUUUUCGUUCUGGGUUUCAAAGGCCAAUGAUGAAGAGUUGCCAUUAUCGAGUCCAACUAAUAAUGAGCUACAAGUGAUGCAGGUGAAUAAAAGCAUGACCCCCGAUCAACUACACCCUUCAUCAGAAAACUAUGAGGAAGUUACGGCUGAUAAAGAAGCAAAAUUCGAGGGGUGGUUGGGAGGGAAAGAUAAUCGUAAUGCUGGUCCUGGAGAAAAAUAAGGAUUGCUGAAUGGUACUUCUCUCAUUAGAGAGAGCUUUGCUUGUACCAUUAUUCAUGAUCUUUGUACUAGACCAAUAAAUGUUUAAAGAGAAAUUGUAAUAAUUAGGGAAGAGAGAGAAAUUCAGUCCUUGGAUUUAGUCCUGCUUUACAAGGUUUACUCGUUCAAACAAGUAAAUUGAAAUGUAAAUGGUAUUAAGUGAAAGCUUUUCUUAAAGUAGAUGGGAGGAGUUGAAUGAACAAGAGUUCCUUUGGUAUUUGAGGAUUGUGAUCAGUUGAAAGUACAAACAAGAAUUCCAACUUA
Lycium ferocissimum is the source of this 1278-nucleotide messenger RNA. RefSeq lists its product as uncharacterized. The transcript is spliced from 4 exons. Bases 227 to 976 code for a protein of 249 amino acids. Lineage: Eukaryota; Viridiplantae; Streptophyta; Magnoliopsida; Solanales; Solanaceae. The record is from RefSeq and is a predicted model, not a curated record.